GGGAAAUUGAUCGGUGUACGAAUACAUUCUACACCCACUGUAAAUGUUGGAACAAUCUGCCUGUUUCAUUGUUGCUUAACGUAACGAAAUGGAGGAAAAAUAUUUUUAUUUAAACAACCGUUGCGAGUAAUUGAAUCGCACAGAAGAACAGUGUUAACAACACAAACUUAUCGACACGUUUCGGUUCGCAUAAAUUUCUGUUUUGCUGAAUGAAAAACCACGAAUCGAGCAAUUUAACGAAAAGAUGGAAGAGCUUUUGACUUACUUAUCUCGAAAGAGUUAGCCCUCUCCGUAUUCCCGCAAGUUUGAAAAAUUGCCUUUUGGUCGGGUUUUUGGCGGAAGUAUCCCCCACUGUGCGCGGAUAGCGUGAUUCGCUCGAGAAAGCGAAUCGAUAUCCAGUUGAUCGCAUAACGCAAUGCAGUUCCAGUUCCAGCGUGACAGAGAUAUCCACUUUUUUCCCCAGUUUCGUGGGCGCGCAGUCUGGCUAGUGGAGUCUUCCGUGGCCAGUUGGGAGGUCUGUAAAGAAGAAAAACAGGGAAAGAGAGUGAGAGUGAGAUCGAGAGACCGGUGACCCAGGGUGCAAUGUCAUAUCACCGUGGGGGCCAGGCGGGCGCCGUAGCAGUGUCGUACAGCACCAGUCCAAUGGCGCCACACUCUCCUAGCAGACGAUGUUCGAGCGGUAGUAGCGCCACCAGCAGCUCCGCGAUCGGCACCUCCUCCUCCAAGCUGAACACCUACCGAUCGACUGGCACCUCGUCGAUCCUAGAUCGGCCAACGAACUUCUACACGUCGUCGGGCAGCUCGGGGUAUCGCUCGAGCUAUACGUCCGAGUACAGGCGAUCCUACUGCCCGUCAGGCAGUUUCUACUCGUUAACGACGACGGGCACGGGCAUCCGCAGGAACUACGUGUCGGAGUACAGCCGAUCUCGCUGCUCACCCGCAAGGUCAGUUUCGUCGUCGGCGUACAGCAAUACGGGCACCGGCGUCGGCACGGGCACGAAUGUGACAGCGAACGGCACCAGCGGCGGCACCAGCAACUCCCGAUACGGAUUGUCCACGUCGUCGUCCUCGUCCUCGAUCUCCGCGUCCUCGAGGGACAGGGCGCAACAGGAGUCCUCGAGGCACGAUCACCACCCACCUAGCAGCGCAGCGGAUAUAAUCAGCAGGUACUCGCCGUCAGGUUACGUGCCCAACAUACGACAGACGAGCAACACCAGCGGUGGAUCGCAUAAUUGGAAACACCAUUCGACCGGUUCCUCGUUGACGGAGCUCUUCGGCGGGGACGAGCGCGACGUCGCUGGUAGCACCAGGGAUCGUCCCGAGUCCUCGUUGUCCUCGUCCUCCUCAUCGUCCUCCGCCGCUGCUGGCGGUGCACUCUGGCCCAGGUCGAAGAGGGGACCACUGUCCAGCAGCACGGUGCUCACCAGCGGCCAUGUACGCGCCGAGAGUGCUGCGUCGCCUGGCGAGGUAACGAACGACGAGCGCGGCACCGUCCGCGACCUAGACCAGGACGACAACGACCUAGACGAUGACGAGACGGACGACGACGACGACGACGAGAACGACAACACCGACGAUGAUCAGCACAACAACAACGGAAAUGGAAACGAUACCAGCAGCCCCGAGGACGCCUGCGGAUUAGGGGUAAACAACAACGAUGACGACCACGACGACGACCACGACAAUCUGAACAACCGCCAUCACCACCAACAACGCGCCGCUCAUCGUAACGACGAGGUCUCGCCCGCUAAGCAUAACAUCCUUUCGCCCGUCCCCGGUGGUGUUGGCGGUGCUGGUGCUGGUUUUAUCGGUGUUAAGCUCCAACUGCUCGCUAACCUUGCCACUAACACGAAUAACACGGAACCGAUAACGGUGAUCAAUAACAACGAUCAGGACGAGCUAGCCCAGCAGACCGUGGACGUCGACAUCGAGGACACCGGCGAGGUAAUGCGCGGCAUCGACGACACGAUCGCGUUCCUUCAAGGCGGCCACGCCGACGAUCCAGACCUCGAGGACGGUGACCACCAAUCGAGCUCCGCCUCAAGCGGCAGCUCGUACGUUAUCGAUCAUAACAGAUUCGGUGGCGGCGCGACGCCACCCGUCCUCCAAAACGGCGUGGCUGGAAGACCAUCCGGUACCUACGGUGACGAUCCAGCGGUCCCCUCCACCUCCAGGCGACCCGACGGUCAUUUCUCCGGAAACACGAACGCUGUUGGUACCAAUUCCACCCCGUCGACCACUCCACCAUCCACGACACACCAGAGUCUCUACCGCGGGGUCGUCGAACAGUUUGACGGAAGCCCGACGAACAAAUCGACACGUAAUCGGCUACAAGCGCAUCGUGACGAGCGAUGUGGGUUAAACGGAUUGCGGAAUAUUGGAAAUACAUGUUUCAUGAACAGUGUGAUCCAAUGCUUGAGCAACACGAGACCAUUGCUGGAGUAUCUGCUGAAUGAACAAUACCUGGCGGACAUAAACACCACAACAUCCAGUAUGAAGGGUGCCCUCAUCAAAGCUUUCAGCCAGGUGAUCCACGAAUUGUGGGAGGUGGGUGGUGACCAUGUCGUGAACACGACAGCGCUUAAGUCUCAGAUACAGAGAUUCGCGCCACGUUUCAUGGGGUACAGCCAACAGGAUGCUCAAGAAUUUCUCAGAUACUUGCUCGAGGGUUUGCACGAGGACGUAAACAGAGUCACGGUGAAACCACAGCCGAUACACACGGAUAUCCCUGAGAUGUACACAGACAGCCAGAAAGCUGUAGAGAGCUGGAAGCGUUACCUUCGCAGCGAAGACAGCAUGAUAGUCGACGUGUUUGUUGGCCAGUUACGCUCUUCGUUGCGCUGCACCUCUUGCGACCACGUGUCGGUAACCUUGGAUCCUUUCUGGGACUUGAGUCUGCCGAUUCCAGCCAGAAGUGGCACCGUCAAGUUGAGUCAGUGUCUAGAACAUUUUACCCGAGAAGAGGUUCUCGAUGGCGACGAGAAGCCCACAUGUUCCAAGUGCCAGAUGAGGAGAAAGUGUACCAAAAGCUUCAGCAUACAAAAGUUCCCGAAGAUCCUCGUUAUUCACUUGAAACGUUUCUCUCCCAUGGAACGAUUCCGCGGCAAGCUAAAUGUAAUGGUGGACUUUCCGUUGACGGGAUUGGAUCUCAGUGCCUUCGCCGCCCCUAGAGUUCCGGGAUGUACAUACAAUUUGUACGGAGUCGCGAAUCAUUCGGGCACGACGUACUCUGGCCAUUACACCGCUUAUUGCAAGCACCCGUACUCGGGAGAGUGGCACGAGUACAACGAUAGUCGAGUGUCCGUGGUUCCAGCGCGAUCGGUUGUUUCCAGCGAAGCCUACGUGCUGUUCUACGAGCAGCAGCCUCACAGCUCUCACUUGUAACCUUACGCCAUGCUUAGAGUUAAACGACCAUCUUGCCUCUCGAUACCUCAGUCCAGCAUAGUGUAAUAAAUACUACUUUAUCGUGUGGUAUUGAAAAGCGACUAAACACUCAACGACCAAUCGUGUCGUGUUCGGGUCGAGCAAUACGGAGCGCGUGUAUGGUGUGACAUUGGCGAUAAUCAUGCCUCCCCCUCGAGCAGAUUUGGUUUUCUUCGGAUGUAGAUUAUCACCGUGGAUCGGUCGGGGACACCUCCUCCUCUCUCUCCACUUCGGCUUUUUUAGAGACCAGACGCUUUCGUGUAUUUUCGAACGAGAUAAGAACGCGAGUUAGACCUCCAGCAGCGUACGAGAUGCUUCGCGCGAGUGAAUAUUUUUUAACGGUCAGGAAUUCGAUCGUGUCGCGCGUUCUCUUUUCAAUUUGUUUUUACCGUUUCUUUUUUUCCUUUUUAUAGAAUGUAACGUCUACCGUGUGUUUCCAAGGACGAGUUUUGCCAGACACCAAAAUAUACAUAUAUACAUAUAUAUAUAUUAUACAUACUUCGGUACUCGAAGAAAAACGAAGAGUUAAUCAUGACUUCGCCAAAGAUCACGUAUACGAAAUAAAGCGCUUCGGAUGUCUAGUUACUUUUGAAUAGACGAUAUAGUAACAUCUAUCCUCACACUCUUCACCUGGCAAUCUACAGCUAUUUACUUUUGUAAAAUAUUUUGUUUAAUAAUAUAUCACAGUCAAGAGUUAUUUAUUUAAUUUAUGGAAAGAGAAAACUGAUGAAAUAUUAAUAUAUUCGAUAAUGACGAAUAUAAUAUAUAUAUAUAUAAAUAUAUAAAUAUAUUAUUAUACGUAUUACAUACCAAUAAAAGUAACACAGAUUAAGGGAAAAAUAACGAACGUACGAAAUGUUUUUAUUUUCUCGUAGAUUCGACCAAAUUUCCACGUCACGUUCUCUUCCCCCACUUAAAAAUCAAAUAUGAACGUCAUCGUAAAUUAAAUGUACCCGACAGUUGCGAAAAAAAAAACUUUGAUCUAACGAAUUUGUAAAAUUACAUUUCUUUUCUAUCGUUUUUCCAAACGUUCUCGACGAUUUUUGCGAUAUCGUCUGCCCGAACAUGCAAUCGUUUCGAUGUGUCUUUCAUUUCGAAGUUUUAAAUUGCUUUCAAAUAGUAUGUUUUAUCGAAUAAAAAUAUUCAAAAAAUCAAAA
Messenger RNA from Hylaeus anthracinus, 4580 nucleotides. RefSeq names its product ubiquitin carboxyl-terminal hydrolase 2-like. Gene Ontology annotation, cellular component: cytoplasm. The record is from RefSeq and is a predicted model, not a curated record. Bases 583 to 3384 code for a protein of 933 amino acids. The transcript has 8 exons. Gene Ontology annotation, molecular function: cysteine-type deubiquitinase activity. Lineage: Eukaryota; Metazoa; Arthropoda; Insecta; Hymenoptera; Colletidae. Gene Ontology annotation, biological process: protein deubiquitination.